Messenger RNA from Zingiber officinale, 648 nucleotides. RefSeq lists its product as uncharacterized. The transcript has a single exon. The record is from RefSeq and is a predicted model, not a curated record. The coding region runs from base 1 to 648 and encodes 215 amino acids. NCBI's taxonomy places the organism in Eukaryota, Viridiplantae, Streptophyta, Magnoliopsida, Zingiberales, Zingiberaceae.
AUGGCCCCAUAUGAGGCGUUGUAUGGAAGGAAGUGCAGAACGCCGUUAUAUUGGGAUGAGGUCGGCGAGAGGACAGUUCUGGCCCCAGACAUAGUGACCCAAACAGUGGAGCUAGUGGAGAAGAUUCGGAAUAGAAUGCAAGCAGCGCAAAGUCGUCAAAAGAAUUAUGCUGAUCAGCGACGAAGGGAUUUGGAAUUUUCAGUUGGAGAUCAUGUAUUUCUUAAAGUGUCACCAAUGAAAGGGGUACUGAGGUUCAGAAAGAAAGGGAAGCUCAGUCCGAGGUAUAUUGGGCCGUUUGAGAUUCUGGACAGGAUUGGAACACGAGCUUAUAGGGUUGCCCUACCACCAAAUCUGUCCGGGGUACACAAUGUGUUCCAUGUAUCUAUGCUUAGACGAUACAUAUCUAACUCCUUUCAUGUGAUCGGACAUGAGCCCAUGCAGUGGACCUCAGAUUUGACCUACGAAGAAUGCCCGAAACAGAUUCUUGAGCGUCAAGUACGGAAAUUGAGGAACAAGGGGAUCAAGAUGGUGAAAAUUUUAUGGGGAAACCAGCAGAUGGAGGAGGCCACUUGGGAAACGGAGCGAGAUAUGCGCGACCGCUAUCCGGAUUUAUUUGGUAAGUCAAUUUCGAGGACGAAAUUCUUAUAA